Molecule: messenger RNA, 3482 nt
Organism: Cottoperca gobio
Lineage: Eukaryota; Metazoa; Chordata; Actinopteri; Perciformes; Bovichtidae
Gene: madd
Product: MAP-kinase activating death domain
Exons: 16
Coding region: 579-3482 (967 amino acids)
Biological process (GO): regulation of Rab protein signal transduction; regulation of apoptotic process
Cellular component (GO): cytosol
Molecular function (GO): guanyl-nucleotide exchange factor activity
Source: RefSeq, a predicted model, not a curated record
AAGCACCACCACCGCAGCCACACUAACGUCAGUCCCUGUGGGGAGCAUUAAGUGUUUUUCGUCGGGCUUGUUUGUCGCUUCCGUUAGGUCUCAGUAUGCGGAACUCCCUGCAUACUGAUGAUGAUGAAGAGGAUGUUGUGAAGGCAGGUUGUAACUGACUGAUCCGCCCGUUCAUCGAGCUGAGAGGCGGGCACACAUUUCACAUCAUUUAUUCAUGCUGCAGACCAGCCAGAGGGAGUAGCUAGCCCUUUUCAGCCGUCGUUUCCUAAUGAUAUACCAUGAUAUAUCAGAAAUAAGUCUGAAUUCAGACUAACACUGCUGCCUCUCUGCCUCUGUGACCGUGGAGGACACCCACCACCCAGGCCGUCAUCAGCAGCUGGUUUCACAGCGGACGUUAGCGGCUAACCAGCUAAUGUAGGCAGGUUUGACAUUUUUUUUUUUACCAUCACAAUGACAAUUGAGGAGCUGUGUUUCGACUUUACACCUGAACGCUCCCAGUUGUGAUGGAAAGGCACCACUGACUCAAGAGGGAACAUAAAUCCUGGAUGCCGUGACAUACGGGACGUUGUCAAUCCAAGAUGGAGAAAAAGAAACCGUGCCCUCGACUUCUAGACUACUUGGUGGUGGUCGGAGCAAGGCAACCAAGUAGUGACAGUGUGGCCCAGACACCUCAACUCCUCCGCCGCUACCCGCUGGAGGACCAUCAUGACUUCCCGCUCCCACCAGACGUGGUGUUUUUCUGCCAACCAGAGGGUUGCCUGAGUAUUCGCCAGCGCAGGGUUAGCCUUCGAGAUGACUCCUCAUUUGUUUUCACGCUGACUGACAAGGACUCAGGAAUCACACGCUACGGAAUCUGCGUCAACUUCUACCGCUCUUUUCAGCGAGGGCAUCAUCGUACUCGCGGGGACAAGAGUGGCCACACGGAGUCCGCGUCACAGGGGGCGGAGACUGCUAGUGAUGGGUCUGAUGGCAGCAGUGGAGGCCCACCUUCCUCCGUGCUAUCGCCACCUAACAAUGCUGAGUCAGCACCUCCGCCUGCCUCUGGAGAAGAGAGCGGACAGCCAGGUGCCGAGCUAAAUGCCGGCAAGUCCCCGCAGCACAGGCGGAGCGCUGCUAAGAUGGCAGCCAGGAACCGCAACAGCACGCUGACCUCGCUGUGCAUACUCAGCCACUACCCCUUCUUCUCCACCUUUAGGGAAUGCUUAUAUAUUCUCAAGAGGCUGGUGGACUGCUGCAGUCAGAGGCUAACUCAUCGUGCCGGGCUCCCUCGCACCACCCAGAGGGACACCAUGUGGCGGGUGUUCACUGGGGCGCUGUCGGUGGAAGAGAAAGGCAGCCAGCUGCUGGCCGACCUGCGGGAGAUUGAAUCCUGGGUGUACCGGUUGCUUCGUUCCCCGGUCCCAGUGGCGGGUCAGAGGCGUGUGGAUGUGGAAGUCCUUCCCCAUGAACUCAAACGGGCGCUCACCUUCGCCCUGCCUGACAACUCUCGCUUCUCCAUGGUGGACUUCCCCCUGCACCUGCCCUUAGAGCUGCUGGGUGUGGAUGCCUGUCUUCAGGUCCUCAGCUGUGUCCUGCUAGAGCACAAGGUCAUUCUUCAAUCCAGAGAUUACAAUGCUUUGUCUAUGAGCGUCAUGGCCUUUGUUGCCAUGAUCUACCCUCUGGAGUACAUGUUCCCCGUCAUCCCCUUACUGCCAACAUGCAUGGCCUCUGCUGAGCAGCUCCUUCUUGCCCCCACCCCCUACAUUAUAGGUGUGCCUGCCAGCUUCUUCCUCUACAAAUCUGAUUUCAAAAUGCCAGACGAUGUUUGGCUUGUGGACCUUGACAGCAGCAAGGUUAUAGCACCCACCAAUGCAGAGAUCCUACCACCUCUUCCAGAGCCUGAAGCAAUCGAGCUCAAGAAACAUCUGAAACAGUGUCUGGUUAGGUUGACCGUGAUCACCCAAAAGCAGAUCUUCUCCUCUGAAAAUAAGGCCUUAGCCAGUAUGAGUUUGAACACCCAACCCAUCCUGAACCUGGAGAAGUUCCAGGAAGUUCAUGAGAUGCCCCUGCUCCCACCUGGACGAGAUAAAGCCUCGCCGUCCUCCACAGAGUUCAACCCCCUUAUUUACGGCAAUGACGUUGACUCAGUGGAUGUAGCCACCAGGGUCGCCAUGGUACGGUUCUUCAACUCCCCAAACGUUCUCCAGGGGUUCCAGAUGCACACCCGCACCUUGCGCCUCUUCCCCCGGCCUGUGGUGGCUUUUCAGUCUACUUCUUUUCUGGCAUCUCGGCCACGACGCUCGAGCUUUGCAGAUAAGCUUUCUCACACCCAGGCUGUUGAGUUCUAUGGAGAAUGGGCUCUCAAUCCUACCAACCUCGCCUUUCAGAGGAUACACAACAAUGUGUUUGACCCCUCCUUAAUCGGAGACAAGCCCAAGUGGUAUGCUCACCAGCUGCAGCCAGUGCUCUACCGAGUGUACGAUGGAAGCUCCCAGCUGGUUGAGGCUAUGGCCGGUCCCUUGGAGGAUGAGGGCAACGACUCAGACCCCACAGACAGUGGCAGUGACAGUGAGGCCUAUGAUGACUCCAGCUCGUCCUAUUCCUCACUUGGAGACCUUGUUAGUGAGAUGAUCCAAGGUGACAUCCAGGGAGACACACCAAACUUGGAUCCGCCUACACAUGCCGCACUGGGAGACGCUAGUGAGGUCGAGUUUCAAGACUUCCAUGACUUCAGGGAAGGUCAGGGCUCGGAUGGUCCACCGAGUGGGGACGGACCUGCCGAACCCUCUGAUGGACAACCUCUUCGCUCAAGCUCCAGCACAACUGCAAGCUCUAGUCCCAGCACGGUCAUCCAAGGAGUCAACCAAGAGCAGGGGGAAGCCCCUUCCAUUGAGGUAUCAGCAGGUGCCGCUUUACAGAACCCUGUCUCCGGAUUGGUCAGUCAGCCAUUCCUCAGACCUACAGCUGACACUGGCCUGGCGGACUCAACCAACAAAAAACAGGAGUAUGACAACCCGUACUUUGAGCCUCAGUAUGGCUUCCCUUCAGAGGAUGACCCUGAUGCAGAAGAGCAAGUGGAGUCAUACACCCCCCGAUUCAACCAGAACCUCAAUGGCAACAAGGUACAGCGUCCUUUGCGUCCCUGUAGCCUGAGGCUCCCAGGAGAGUCUGAUGGGGAGGGAGACUCCCACAACAGCUCGCCGAACUCCACCAUUUCCAACAACAGCAAUGAUGGAUUUGGAGGACUCAUGUCCUUUGCCAGCAACCUUUACAAGAACCCCACUCACGUUAUCUCCUGUCUGGCGUCUUCCUCCGACUGGACGGCUCGGUUCAGCUUACUCAGCACAAACACACGAAGCUGCUCGUUCUCCAACAGACGGCGUACUUUCUUCAUGUUGAGCCAGCCGACUCCCUGCCCGUCCAGAACGCUCUGCACCACUUCCUUCAAGAACUGCUGGUUCUCACUGAAGCAAACAACACGGUUUCAGUCCCAUUCAGCAUAA